Mucor mucedo is the source of this 213-nucleotide messenger RNA. RefSeq lists its product as uncharacterized. Gene Ontology annotation, molecular function: oxidoreductase activity. The transcript has a single exon. The record is from RefSeq and is a predicted model, not a curated record. NCBI's taxonomy places the organism in Eukaryota, Fungi, Mucoromycota, Mucoromycetes, Mucorales, Mucoraceae. The annotation marks the transcript as partial.
UUAGAAAAGGUGCGAGAUAUUCUGUAUCAGAUUCAACGUCCUUCAAUUAGCCCGGAAAAUGUAUUUGCUCAUGAAUGGCAAGAUGGUGAUUUUGUUAUUUUCCAUAAUCGAGGCGUACUUCACUCUGUGGUGGGUUCAUUGCGAGAGACUGAUACGCGUGUAUUCCAUCAAUGUAAUAUUGCCAGUGCUGAUGAUCCAAUUCCUGUCACCGAA